Molecule: messenger RNA, 9839 nt
Organism: Bombyx mori (domestic silkworm)
Lineage: Eukaryota; Metazoa; Arthropoda; Insecta; Lepidoptera; Bombycidae
Product: SH3 domain-binding protein 5-like
Exons: 9
Coding region: 363-1739 (458 amino acids)
Biological process (GO): intracellular signal transduction; negative regulation of protein tyrosine kinase activity
Cellular component (GO): cytoplasm
Molecular function (GO): protein kinase inhibitor activity
Source: RefSeq, a predicted model, not a curated record
CGGCUCUUGUUAGGGUUCGUGUUAGCAACGUCGUCAGGUUUGAGCCCCGCGAGCUCACCUACUAGUUAAGGUUACGCUGAUAUAGCCUCUCAAGGCUCUCAGCUUAGGUAGGAAAAAAAAAAGGCUUGGGAUUUUUUUUUUAAUCCCAUGGCACCCAGGGCACUUAUGAUUCGGUUUCGGAAUUUAUCUCGUUCGACAUCUGGCAAGACUAAUCAAAUUUCAACCAACAAAAAAAUUGCAUCCAAUUCAAUUGUUUUUGCUGCAGAUAUGUCGUUUAAUACAACACAACAAAGGAAAUUAUUAAAUAAAAACUGAUGCAUUAAAUGUAAACCCACCUAAAAUGCAUUGGGGUUGAGAGAACAAUGAACGAAGGCGCCGCGGAAUGCUCCGAAGCUCUGGACCCUCGUGUACAGAUUGAAUUAGAACGCCUAAACACUGCAACUGAUGAGAUAAACCGUUUAGAAGUUGAAUUGGACGAGGCUCGGCUCGCAUUCCGUAGGUUGCUGGCUGAAGGUCAUCUAAAGAUACAGCAACUCACAAAAAAACUAGGAACCAGUGUGCACAAAGCUAGGCCUUAUUAUGAAGCUAGAUUUAGAGCUAAUAUUACAUCCCAGGAGCUGCAAAGCGCUACACUUGCUUAUGAUAAAGCAAACAGUGCCCAUGCAGCUGCUAGGGAGAUGGUGUACCUUGCCGAGCAGGGACUCGCAAGACUGGCGGAAGGUUCUGAUGGGGGCCUUACUCUCGAUCCAGCAUGGCAGGAAAUGCUUAACCACGCCACUCAUCGAGUCAAUCAGGCGGAAGCAGACCGAGCUCACGCGACGGUGACGCAGCGAACCAAGGCCGCGUCACACCGGGCGGCUACAACACUCGUGCAACAAUUACAGAAAUCCCUCAAAAGGCACAUAGCCAAGUCCCGACCGUAUUUCGAGGAGAAAGCUCGCAUCAACACGGCUUUGGAAGCUCAGAAGGCGAAGAUACAAAUUCUGGAGGAGCAAGUGACGGAAGCAAAGCAGCAAUACUCAUCUGCACUGAGGAACUUGGAACGGAUAUCCGAUGAAAUACACAAACACCGGUCCAGAAGACAAUCUGCUAGAAACGACACCGACCGGUCCACGGCGACAGACACGGCCAGCGACAGCAACACCGCGGCCAGCGACAAGCUGGAGGAGCUGUGCGAGAGCAGCUCGGAGGCCAACGUACGCGAGUGGCUGCGGCGCGCGGCCGAGGCGCCCCCGCCCCCCGACACCUGGACAGAGAUAGAGCUCGACUGCUCCAGUCCCGAAGAGGUGGGCUUCGAGAAGUGCUCCCUGCGUCCCCGGUCGACUCCGGAGAAACUGUCGCCGCCCAGCCCCCAGGAGUCGAAGGUGUCCGCCUCCUCCCCGCGCCGCAUCAUCAGGUCGGACCGCGGCGCCUGCAUACGAGCUGAAUUGGAGAAGGGCCGGAGACAGAGCUUGGACGCCCUGCUGCAUGAUACGGGGGAGAAAGUCAAGGAGAUGUUCCAAGGACUGUCCCUGUUCGGCGAGCGACGCGGCUCGGGCUCCGGCCGCAGCACCCCGCGCCCCGCGCACCGCACCUGCUCCCCGCGGGGAUCCUCCUCCGCUUCAGACGACACCGACAGCCUCGCCAGCAUUGAGAUGUUAACCGAUGAUCAGAUAGCGUCUCUAAUGCUGGACGCGCAGCUCGAGGCGGUGUGCGAGCGCCUCGCCGGGGUCGGUCUGCCACCCAACCAGCGCUACUGAGCGCGCGACACCUUCCGACACGCCAAGCUCCAAGCCAAGCUUAUCCACGGCCAUGCAUUUACAGCAAAACUAGUAGGAGUAGUGAAAUGGUAACACUUGUACGCAUUACAUUGAAGCUUUGCAGUACAUUGCGGGUGCAGUAUGAACUAAGUUUAGCUAUUACAUUAAACAUUAUUGCCACAAAGCUAUACUAAAAAGCGAUUUCAGUCAAGAAAUUCGCCUAGUUGAAGGCUUGUUUUAGCGAAGAUCGUCUUCCGUGGAAACGCAACGUGGAGCCAGCCCGGAUACUUGUGAAACUCAUCCGAGUGAUGUCGGGUGAGGCACGGGACGGGUGUGGCCCACGGACAGAAGGGUUCUAUAUAAAAAUUGUAUUGUUUACCAUACAUUAUGUAAUUUCUCGACGUCCUCUGUGAUGUGAUGACGUGCGGUCGACACAGCUAUAUUAAUUUUAACCGCUCACAACAGACGCGCACCGGAUAAUAAAUUGUUAUUAUUAUCUCUUAGGUUUAUGGCGUUUCCUUUUAGAUUUCGCCAAUGUCAAGUGUAUUUAAUACUCUGCUUUCUAUAGCGGGCUUCGUGAACGAGCAAGGUCACAGAUUGUAACUAAUAAUAAAUUAUUACACUUGAAAACAUUUACACGUGAAAUAUUAAUAAAUCUAAAUGUGUCAGAUGUCAGAAUAGCUAUGUUUUUGAUAUUUGAGACUUUUACAAAUGAUCUCGACACUCAAUACAAUUCGUGGAUCGACUAAGUUCAACUCAACCCUACUCGUAACUUAUAUUUCAUUCUACCCUCACCUAGACUAUUUGUAUACAGAGCAUAUUAUCAAAGGUUUUUCUCAUUGGAUAAGUUCACUCAUGACCCAAAUGGGAUAUAUUUUCUUUGGUUAGAAAUGACUUUAGUGUAUAGUUGUCUACGGGCUCCAGUAACCACUUAACACCAGGUGAGCUGUGAGCUCGUCCACACGUCUAAGCAACAAAAAAAAAUCACUCACUAACUCACUCUCUCAAAAGCUAUAUUAAAUGUAAGUAAAAAUACUAUAGUACAAUGAGAAUAGUACAUAAAAUAUAUGUAAGUGUUUUUUGUUUAAUUUUGACUCAUGAAUUGAAAAUUAUAUCAAACCGAAGUUGAAACUCUACGAGACGAUCCAAAAAGAGACAGGCGUAUACAUGUAUAGAGUAUAACCUGUGCGGGAAAGAGACAGAAUGCUUCUGAAGUCACUUUAAGGGCACGAGUGCUUUUCGUAAAAAUAUAUUUGGCUUUGUUGGGCGGGGCACAGACCUCACUUUGCAGAUUUGAGGCAUGAGGUCAAUGCAACUUCACAGUAGAAACGGGCAGGACAUCAGUACCUACAAGCCUCAAAUUGUAUUCAAACUAAUAAAACUUAUUCGCUGAGAACUAAUUGUAGAUUGUUAUAUGCGAUGAUAGCCUUCAUGAAGAAACAUAAUAAUAUAGUAUCGCAGUCGUAAUGGAGUCGACAGGCAGGUUUUGUAUUAUAUAUUAUUGACUAGCAUAGCUAUUGACAUUAUAUACUAGCUGUACCCGUCCGCUUCGCUGGGCCUUUAAAAUUAACAUUAUUAUUUCUCACCCCCCACAAAGAUUCUCAUCAUUAACGUCCCCGCAACUGGUGUAGGGAGUCCAACACUCAUAUAAAUAUUAGCCUAUCCAUUAGGUACAUGUAUUUUCUACAUGGAUACCAAGUUUCAAGUCAAUCGGAUGCACGGUUCAGUAGUUAUAACGGAACAUCCGUAAAAACCAUUGUAGAUUUAUAUAUUAGUAUAGAUUAUGUUUUAUUAUAAUCUCAGUAUUAUUAAAAAGUUUUGUUCGGUUUUGUAUCAGCAAAAUUUGCCAUUGGUCGUGAUUACAAUUUUUAUAAUUGUGUUAUUUACAAUAAAUAUGUGAUAAGUAGAUAAAGAUAUUUAAUGUCUCAAUUAAUUUGAUAUUAGAGACAUAUCUGUCGCCAUUAAUUGAGCCUUGAGAAAGUAUAUUAAAUUUAAUUAACUAAAUAUUAAUUAUUUAUUUAAACUCUGAAUUAUAUUUUAAGUUUUUGUAAUUUAUUGGAUUUCUCUAUAUAUGUGAAUUGUUUUUUAUUAAAUCCAAUUUUUUUGUCUCAGAUAAUUUCGUAGUAGAGACAAUUUUGUCACUAUUUGAGUAUAGAAAAUGUCUUAAAAAAUUUACAUUAAUUAUUUAUUUAAUGAAUGAUAUUUUAAGUUUUUUAAUUAAUUCCUCUAAAUACAUGACUUUUUUUUUAAAAUGUAAAAUCAUUUUUUAAAUUGUACUCUAUUAUUUUGUCUUCCAGUGUAGUACAAUUAAAUGAAAGUAAAUAAUUUUUUUUAGAUAUUAUUGUUAGUGAUUAGUUUGUUAGCUCAAUAGUGAAAUAGAAAUAGUGUGGUCACAGCUCACGGUCGCGGUAACCACAAUACGCUAUCACUGUUUGUUUGCCAUUAGGGUGACCACGCUUAUACACGACGCAUGGAAAAUAAUUUUAAUGUAAUCUAAUUUGAUUUCAUAUGUUUUAAAAGUUUAUGAUUUAUUGAUUUAAAACGAAAAUAAAAAUAUUUUCUGUAUAGCACAUACUCAAUAUCCAAUGCUAUACAAUUUUCUUGGUCAGUUGUUGGAAACGACGCGAAUAAUAUAAUGGUAAUAAGAAAUGCGAGCUAAAACUGUAAUGUUUAAGAAAUCUUUGUCUCACAAACAAGAAUACGCCUUAAUGCCAUUCACCGAAUGCUUACAUUUCAAUGGCGUCACUAACUAUCUUGCGUCUUGAAUAUCGUGGCUCACACUACUGUGUGCUUAUUGCGAGUUCUUUAACGUUGUCGAUAGCGUAAAAGUUCACAUUUGUUUGCAAUUGGAACAGCGCCCCUAGCGGCAAACGUAGGCAAACGUUCCAACUCCAUACAAAGUAAAGUUAACUUUUACGUUAUCGAGAACGUUAAAAAACUCGCACUAAGCGCUCAGGAGUAGCUUUGUCUUACAUGAUUGUUAAUGUUCGCCAUAAUAUAAAGCUUAGUACACAUUUGUUCGUGCUAAUAUAGUUAAAACUUUAUAGCUGUAUAUAAAGGGUGUGUUUUUUUUUUUGCUUUUUUUUUAUCACUGAUUUUACGUGACUCGGUGAUGCAGUAGAUAGCGCCCUUGACUGUUGCGCCUAGGGUCGUGGGUUCGAUUCCCGUAUCGGGCAAACAUUCGUGUGAUGAACAAAUUUGUUUGCUCUUCGUCUGGGUUUUUAUUAUUUAUAUAUAUGUAUAUAUUUAAACGUAUAUGUGUGUCAGUCUUUGGUACCUUUUGGGUCACUUCUGUAGAUGUUGUUACCGAUUGUGACGUCAAUAUAAUAAAGAACUAAUACACAGUAAUGAAAGACACCGUUUAUUCCGUAUGAUGGUACAUGUGUUUACAUAAAGACCGGCGCCGGGCAACUGGUGCAGCGUAAUGCAAUAAUUGCAUGCACAAGCGCUAAGGUGUCCCUACAAUAUUCGUCCCCUUAAAAAAAAGAGAUUGUUACAAUUAUUUUUUGUUUUGUAAAAAUAUAUCAACGGCAGCAUAUUUCGUUUGAAGAAAUUUUAUGGCAUAAAAUAAUUUAAGCAACAACAAAUCCAACAAAGAAUAAAAUGUAUUCUGUAAGAAAUUCACUCACAUACAGUGUUGACUAUUUACUUCGUAACAAUUUUUUUCACGGUACCAUCAAGGACUUGUCAUUUCAUUUGACUUGAAAAGUCCUUGAUGGAUCCAACAUUGGUAUUUAGAAAUUCUACAACACUCAACGCAGUACAGUCCCUACGGUACCUGUAGCACAGGGAAUCCUAAUUUGGGCCCGGAUGACCGCGCGUGAUUUGUACCCAGUUUAUUUAUUUAUACUAUUAAAAUGUCCGUUUUUUUAUUUGUAAUGUCAAAAUUACGGUAACUCACGCCUUCACAGGCCGAGAACUGUCGAUUCGAUCAUAACUUUACCCUCUGCGCUCUGUACGUCAUUAUAAGUACUAAAAUGACUUUAAUAAUGACUAAUAAUUAAUUUUGAAUGGCGCUAAUUUUAAUUGUGUUUGUAAAUUAUUUUUUUAUCGAAAGAAAGUACAAUCAGUCACAGCUGUGACGUUACGUUAUUAGUAGUAGUAGUAAUGAUAGAUCAGGAUAAAAUAUGACGCUUAAAUAGAAAUAGAAAAAAAAUUAGAACGCCUGUAGAAUAGAUUAAUAGACAGAGAGAUUAUUUUUUCUAUUGUCUGUUCCAAAUAGUGUUCCUUUUAUUUAAUUCACUAAUAGCAAACUCAAUUCGAAGAAUAUCUUUUUUUUAAUGUGAAACAUCUAUAGCCGCACGUAAAACCGAUUUCUGGCGUGGCGACGCAGGCCGUGACGACGCGUCGCCACGCUAUAUGAUGGUAUAUCUAUACAGUCAAUAUGCAGUAGUGUGUACGGUGUGGCGACGCGUCGCCAUGCGCAAUAGACUGUGCGAUUCUCUCCCACUCGAUUCGGCGUUAAGCCAUCUCUCGCUACACUGAGCUCGGAUACCUAUAGUGUAUACAGUGUUGUUUACUACAGUACACAUAACCUGUGUUUUACUUGAAAACAAAUUAUUUUUUCGUAAUAUUUUAUUUUAUCAUUAUGACAUAUUUAGUUCCUAUCACAAUCUGUUCUUUUCUGCAUAUUCCUUUUACAAAAUAAUGUCGAUGUUUCACAUCUGCCAGGCGUCCCGUGACGGCUCACAUUUCUUUUUUAAUUAUACAAUAGUAAUUGAAGACUUAAUUCCUCAAUUAAAAUUGAUUAGAAGGUACAUGCUUUUAUAUAAUAAAAUUUUAAUAGAAAUUACAUAUUUAUUCGUCAACUUUAUGUAUUACACAUAUUGAGGGGUGAAAGGUAUGAGCGACUUAAGCGAAAUUUCGCUUAAUACGCUUCAUUUAUCUUUGUAAUUAAAGAUCCGUUUUAUUUGGUAUCAGCAUCAACAGUUCGAUGUUUUUAAUGGAACUUCAAAUUGAGGUCAGAUAGCUGAUGAAGUUUUUUUAAUAUAAUAUUUUUCCUAAAUUUUAUAUAAAAUUUCCCUGUAAAGUUGCACAAAAUGUCGCUUUAACCAAAUAGAGCUUUUCGCCUCUCAACAUGAUAAUCCGAAGAGCGCUGUAGAUGAUAAGCCUUCAAUAAUCUUAGUUUAGUACCACUAUAGCAAUAAUAAUGAAUAAAUAGUGUAUAGUGAAGUAAUAAUUGUGAUUCAUAAUAGUAUGUAAGUAUGAACUGGGUGCCGCAAAAUAUUAAAUAAUAUUAUUUUAUUUACAUAGUUAUUUUUACGAAUACAUAAUUAUGUUAUUUAUUUAAAAAUAUCUGUAUUGACUCAUUUAUUUUUCUUGCCAUUUGCGUGAUAUUAAAUAUGUAUAUAAAUUUAAAGAAAAUACUUUUAUCAUUUAAACCAGCGGUCGGGGAACGGGGAUAAAUUGCCCUAAAUGCGGUAAAAUGAAAUUUUGGGGGGUAAAAGUGUAACUUUUGUGAGUAAAAAGUAUAUAUUAAAGUGAAAGUUCUUUAGAAUCGUUGCGAUUUCAAACUCGAUGAAACGAAAUGAAACGAAACGAAAAAAUAAGUCCAUAGAGACACAAACAAAUAUAUGUAUAGGAUUCAGCCGGCGAGAGAAUGAGAUAGAACACAUUAUUUGGAAACACAAAGUUCACGUGAUUGACCCGGGUAUUUUAUUGUAGGCAUCGUGUGUAUUGCAUUGAUAAAUUGAAUAAAUGAUGCUUAAAUUAAAAUUUUAGUUUUAGUUUGCUUUUCAAAAUUAUCAUCGUAUAUGAAAGAUGCUGAAAAGAAGCGAUUUCGUUUUUUUUUUGUUCUUCGCCAUGGGGUUAUAUCAACUUACACAAAAAUAGUUUGGGGUAAUAAUUAAAAAAGUUCCCCGACCGCUGAUUUAAAACUGUUUAGUUUUAAAAAAAGAUUUUUUCUUAGAUGGAAUCAACUUAACUGUCUAUCGUUCAUUGAAAAGAGAGUUUAGUUUUGGAUUGUAUAAUAUUAAUUUAAAAUCGAGGGCUUUAAUUUUUUUUUUCUUAUUAUAUAACAGAAAACGCAAUUGACUCUUUUAUUGUUUAUUUAUUCUGAAGUAUUCCAUAUCACUAUAUAAAUACAAUCACCAAACUUUAUGAAUUAAAUUAUAAUUAUGUAACUAUACUUGAGACCUUAGAACUUGUAUCUCAAGGUGGGUGGCGCAUUUACGUUGUGGAUGUCUAUGGGCUCCAGUAACCACUUAACACCAGGUGGGCUGUGAGCUCGUCCACCCAUCUAAGCAAUAAAAAAAAAACUUAUAUUGUAAUUAAAUAUGAAACCAGCCUAAUAUUUUGUCACACUCUGUUUCCUCUGAGUGAUUAAGAUAUAUUAUGAGUAGAUAUCUAACUUAAGGAUUUAAGAAAUUGUUCAAUAGUUUGUUAAUACGCUUAAAGAUUCACGCACACGUUUAUCGUGGUAAUUUUUAGUUGAAUUUAAAAAUAUAUGUGGGAUUUAUGAAUGGUAGGGUGCAGAUUACCGCAGAAAUUCACACAAAAUAAUUAAAACAAUCUUAACGUCGUACGAUCCUUUACUUCUUCUUUUGACAACCCUUUUUCUCAUCUAAUUUUACUUGACAGUGACAUCUAUCAAUAUUAUAAAAGUGACAUAAAAAGAAAAUAAGAACAAUCAGAAUCCCACAUAUAUUCAACGCAAUUAAAUUAUAAUAACAUUCAUAAGUUGUUGUAGCUAAUUGUUAUGUGGGUCACUCACUGUUCUAAUAAGUCUAAUAAAGUUUGCCAUAAAACACGAAAAUACGAAUGCUUAACACUAAACAUACCAUAAUUAUUAUUAUUUUUAUUGCCCUUGUAGUCGGACGAGCAUACGGCCCACCCGAUGGUGAGUGGUUACCGUCGCCCAUGGACUUCAGCAAUGCCAGGGGCAGAGCCAAGCCGCUGCCAACCGCUUAGUACUCUCCACAAGCCUCGUUUGAAGAAGGACAUGUCAUAGCGCUCGGGAAACACCGGGUCAAAUGACCCAUUUGGAACUUUUGCAUUGAAAAUGCAUGUGUCAUAUUAUUGCUUUUUCACAUUUGACUUUUUCUUACCAAUUAAUCUACAGUUAUUAUACUAUUUUUCUGUUUUAUUUAUUUACUACAAGGAGAACCAACAGCCAACUAACAUAAUAUAAUAAUAUAAGAAAUAAUAGAAACAAAAAGCCAAUUAAAGUUUCCCACCAAUAUAAACAAAUUAACACUUAGAGAACUAAAUUAAAUUCUUUUGUUUAUUUUGAGUAAUGCUUGUCGUAUACCAUUAUCUACCCGCUAUGGUAGAAAUAGGUGGUGGGACCUCUUGUGAGUCCGCACGGGUAGGUACUACCGCCCUGCCUAUUUCUGCCGUGAAGCAGUAAUGCGUUUCGGUUCGAAGGGUGGGGCAGCCGUUGUAACUAUAGUUUAGACCUUACAACUUAUAUCUGAAGGUGGGUGGUGCGUUUACGUUGUAGUGUUGUCUAUGGGCUCCAGUAACCACUUAAUACCAGGUAGGCUGUGAGCUCGUCCACCCAUCUAUGCAAUAAAAAAACAUGGUAGAAAUAGGUACCAGUAAGCGUUGGUAUGAUUAGUGUUAAUUAAUAUUGUUGAGUCGCACCGCGUGGCUGGCAUCCGGGAUUGCUUUAAGUACGAUAAUAUUAUUUCGCUGUUUUGUGAUAUUAAAUCUGUACAUAUAUUAGCCAAAUACAUUGUCGUUUUGGGAUGUGUGAUGAUCGCUGGGAAUGUGAUGGCCUAAAGGGAAAAUUUAAAUUAUUAUUAAUGAUCACAUCUUACUUGUGCUUCUGUAGCGUUAUAAUAUGAAAAUCGAAUUACGUUACAAAAAUUGUUUAGACACACGGGUUUAAUAUACGCGAUUUUUUCAAAAAAAUUGUCGUAAGCCGCGCUGAUAAAAGCGUUUGGCUCGCAUUUGUCAAUCUUUCGUUUCGUAUUUACUUAUUCGGCAAUGAAAAAAAUAAUAUUAUUAUAGUAAAAUCUGAUGUUUCAAUGUUGCAACUUACCGCGCUGUACUACCUCGGUUAUACCAGAAAAGUUGUCACAUUCCCAAGGGAGUUCCUAGUUGUAAGAUUUACCUGUUGAGAAACUCGCCUUCAAAUGAAUUAAAUGAAUGAAUUAA